Molecule: messenger RNA, 399 nt
Organism: Schizosaccharomyces cryophilus OY26
Lineage: Eukaryota; Fungi; Ascomycota; Schizosaccharomycetes; Schizosaccharomycetales; Schizosaccharomycetaceae
Product: bouquet formation protein Bqt1
Exons: 2
Coding region: 1-399 (132 amino acids)
Source: RefSeq, a predicted model, not a curated record
AUGUACUUUUUAACUACGACUUUAAUCGCGUUCGAACAAGACGGUGAAAAGUACUUGACCCAGUUAGCCAUUUAUACUCAAAUCCCAGUUUGUACUGAUCCUUCUUGUAAGGACGCACAGUUCUUGAAACGAACACUUCUUCAAAUAACCUUCAGUGGUAUCCAGCAACUCUAUACUACGUUUCCUAAUGUAUGGCAUUAUGCCUUGUUAAGUAAAGGGGGGAAAGAAGAGUCAUUAAUUAGUGUGGAAGAAGUACCAAACUCAGAGUUUCGGAUACACUAUUAUGUGUUACCAUGGACUAGACGACUGCGAGGCUAUCAAACGGUCACCGUCCAAAACGGAGUACGUGUGCCUUUAAUCAAAAGAUCGGAAAAAUGGAGAAUACUCGUAGAAUGUUAA